AUGUUGUACGAGACAAUUGGCAUUGUUCGCCCGAACAGUAUCCACGAGGUCAAAGAACUCGUCCUCGCGGCCGGCCAAACCAUCCUCCGCCAGGGCGGCGUAAUCCGCGACGUCGCGAACUGGGGCAUCUUCCACCUGCCACGCACCGUCUCUCUACACCAGACCCGCUACUCGAAGGGCCACUACUUUGUUCUGCGCUACGACGCCAGCGUGGCUACCCACCAGGCCGUCACCAGCACGCUACGGCUCGACCCGCGGGUGAUUCGCUCCGGUGGGGUGAAGUUGGGGGAUGGGAAGCUCGCGACGUUGAGCAAAUUUGGGAGGAUUAAGUGGGAUGAGAUGGAGUGA
Molecule: messenger RNA, 348 nt
Organism: Dichotomopilus funicola
Lineage: Eukaryota; Fungi; Ascomycota; Sordariomycetes; Sordariales; Chaetomiaceae
Product: ribosomal protein S6
Exons: 3
Coding region: 1-348 (115 amino acids)
Biological process (GO): translation
Cellular component (GO): mitochondrial small ribosomal subunit; ribosome
Molecular function (GO): structural constituent of ribosome; small ribosomal subunit rRNA binding
Source: RefSeq, a predicted model, not a curated record